CAACUGUCUACCCAUCUUCCAUUUUCUUUCAGUUACGAGGGACUGACAGAUGCUGAACUCUCUUAAUCUCUGACUUGAUGUGAUAUACAAGAUAAAAAUGAACAAGAUCAUGCUGCAAGGGGCGUCCUUUUUUCUCUUACUCUUCUUCAGAAUCUGUAAAGGUUAUGCAGUUGUGACAACAGAGUCCACAAAACAAUUAGAAGUCUCUACAUCUCUGUCUAACACCGCUGGACCCACAAAAUUAGCUCAUGAUAACCUGAAUCCAACUGGGUUGUUAAUGGGCCCAGUUACCGAUGCACAGCAGUUUAAUGUCACCCCACCUACACAAGUCACAAGCAACUCUACCAGUUCAUCCGUGGCCACUCCUAAGGACCCCAACAAGACGUCUGCGGUCACAUCCAGACCAGCCUUACAGACGACCAUUAUGACCAACACCUCCAAAACCAAAACGAGCUCUGCUGUAUGGGAGGAGAGAUGGAAUGAACCAUUCCAUUACAAUUACACCUCACUGCGUCAUGUAGGGUUAAGCAUCGCCGCACUUCUCUUCGUGAUGGGGAUUUUGGUACUUGGUUGUGGCAAAGUGAAACGAAUUCCACGCUGUCACAUUGGCAAAGGAAGUUCAUACCAGGUGACCAGGAGUUAACACUUUCCCACAUUGAUCAUAUGACUUGGCAAAAACAGCAUAACAGCAAGCGAGUCACAAAGGAGCAAAGGUUGGAAGGGGGCUGCUGAGGGUAGGGUUGCCACUUUUGAAGUUGUAAAAUAAGGGACACUAAUAUUAACUCUUAAAUGUGUUAAGAGUUAAUAUGUGUUAUUAAUAAAAAUGGUAUAUCCUUUCUUAUAUGCUAAAAUUAGAACUUUCCUGACCCAUAUGAUUUUUUGUUAAAAAUAUUUUUAUUUUAUUUUUUCCAUUAUUUGUCUUCUUUAUCCUAUUUAUGUAUACAUUUUGGUUGGUUUAUUGUAUUAUUGUAUUAUUUUUUAAUCAUUUUUAUUUAUUUUAUUUUAUUUUAUUUUUUUCCUUCACCUGUACUUGUCUUUAUGACAUUGUUUGAUCUUAUUGAACAUUUAUACAGAAAGAAAUCCACAGUUUUAGCACCAUUUGUGGACUUUUCAGAUGGUCCCUUACCACACCCUCCACACUAUUAGCAUAUUUUAGCACAAUGUGUGGACUUUUCAGAUGAUCCCUUACCCAUCAUAGGCAAAUUUUCCAACUCGUAUCAAUGUUAAAUUAGCAAUCAUUUCACCGUGAUGCCAUCUGACCAGCUUUAAUACAUAACAAAUUGUGUCCCGCACUGAUUUGAUACAGGACACAUCAUUUUAUCUUUAAAUACGGGACGAUCCGUAUUUUACGGGACAGGUGGCAACCCUAGCUGAGGGUGCUGAAUUACCCCCUAGUGAGCAAGACUGGAAAACAAUAUCAAAGAAAUUCAUUGUAUUUAGGCAGUAUACAUAAUGCAAUUUUCGCUUUCAGUAUAUGAUUUAUGUGAAUAAAAAUUGCGUCCCGUUUCUCA
This is a messenger RNA of Myxocyprinus asiaticus (Chinese sucker), 1511 nucleotides long. It is a transcript of the gene fxyd5, whose product is annotated as FXYD domain containing ion transport regulator 5. Gene Ontology annotation, biological process: regulation of sodium ion transmembrane transporter activity. Gene Ontology annotation, cellular component: membrane. The coding region runs from base 98 to 643 and encodes 181 amino acids. NCBI's taxonomy places the organism in Eukaryota, Metazoa, Chordata, Actinopteri, Cypriniformes, Catostomidae. The transcript is spliced from 9 exons. Gene Ontology annotation, molecular function: sodium channel regulator activity. The record is from RefSeq and is a predicted model, not a curated record.